AUGGCGCAGCCAUUCGUCUCUCGUUUCGCACCCGCCCCUUCGGCCCUGGACGGCUCUACCAAAGCUGCCGAAUUCUACCGAGCGCAGUUCAUGACCUCCCUUGGGCCCGCUCUGGUCAAAGGAGAAAUCUGGACUGCGAGGCGGAAGAGCGAUAAUGCGGUUGUGGGACUGGCGAUCUGGUCACUCCCUGGACAUACUAUGAGCGAUACACCGGAGCAGAAGCAAUACGCAGAGACAUACGAGCGCCUCAUAUCGGCAGACUCGCCAAAUCAAAAAGCAGAAGCGGACGUGAAAAAGAAAAUCAAGGCCGAACGGGACCUCGCAUACCCCGAUCUCUGGCGUAACACAUCACACCUCCAUAUCCUCGUCACUCUCCCUUCGAGCCGGGGGACGGGUACAGGCGGCGCGCUACUCGCUGAAUUUGUGCGGCACGCACGGGAGGGAGGGCAGGGGAUGAGCCUCUCCACGCCUACAGAGUCAAAUAGACGGUUCUACGAGCGGAAAGGCUUCAAGACGAUCUGGGAGCGGGAGGUGUUCUAUCCCGAUGGGAAGAGGGAGCCAUACAUCGUCAUGGCGCAGGAUAUGGAGGGAUAA
Molecule: messenger RNA, 594 nt
Organism: Dioszegia hungarica
Lineage: Eukaryota; Fungi; Basidiomycota; Tremellomycetes; Tremellales; Bulleribasidiaceae
Exons: 5
Coding region: 1-594 (197 amino acids)
Molecular function (GO): acyltransferase activity, transferring groups other than amino-acyl groups
Source: RefSeq, a predicted model, not a curated record